Messenger RNA from Haliotis rufescens (red abalone), 1784 nucleotides. RefSeq names its product nicotinamidase-like. Bases 333 to 1175 code for a protein of 280 amino acids. The transcript is spliced from 6 exons. NCBI's taxonomy places the organism in Eukaryota, Metazoa, Mollusca, Gastropoda, Lepetellida, Haliotidae. The record is from RefSeq and is a predicted model, not a curated record.
CACAAAAACAUACACAUUAUAUACAUCACUGCCCGGCACGUUGUCGCCGGAGAAACAUUGACGUCACUGUUGCGGCCAGAGGUUUACACGAGCUGACACACUGUAUAAGGAAGCGAAGUUGAUCACACGGGUGGAAACUCAGAAACUGUGAAUUGGCAAUGCAGGCUUUCCUCCAUAGGUCGUAGCGGAUAUCAGAGAAAAGGGUACAGUUGAUCAGGAAAUGGGUCUCGUCUUCAACUUGAUGUUUAUCACAGAACUGACAUAUACGGUCAUUAAGUGGGGUAAUCGGUCGCCGGAAUCUGCCGAGCUCAAUUUCUAAAGCACGGUGGGACAUGUGGACAUGUGGACUGGUGAUGUUGAUUGUCGUCUGUCGGGCGAUUGGACAUGGUCCCAAGGCCGCUCUCAUCAUUAUUGACGUUCAAGACUGUUUCUUGGAAAAAGGGAGCCAGCCAGUCCCUGAUGGGAAAGAAGUCAUUCCAAUUAUCAACAGUAUACGCAGUGCACAUGAGAGCGCCUUUUCAAUGGUUGUCUUAUCUCAGGAUUGGCACUGUUCAGACCAUGUUUCAUUUGCGUCCCAACAUCCAGGUCACAAGCCUUAUGACGUGGUCACGCUGCAGUAUGACGCUGAAGGGCAUCUGUGUACCAGUGCACACUCCUGCAGCCAAGUUCACCUCAACCUCACCCAGAGACUGUGGCCCGACCACUGCAUCAUGAACGUAACGUCCGGCCCGACGUCAUCAGGGAUCGACAAAAGGCUUACAAGGAACCCAUAUGAUGAGAUCGUAUGGAAGGGAAAUGACUGUCAGGUGGAUUCCUACUCUGCAUUUAACUCCAAUGGAGGUCUGCGACACACACGGCUACAUCGACUGCUACAGCGUAACAGCAUCAGCGAGGUGUACGUUGUGGGACUUGCCCUGGACUACUGUGUAUACUACACAUCAGUGGACGCCCACAACCUAGGCUACAAGACUUAUACAGUCAUUGAUGCUGCAAGGGGCGUGGCAGUGAACUCGACAAAAACAGCCACUGCGAACCUUAAAACCAAAGGCAUUCAAGUGAUAAAAUCAUCCUCUCUGGCUGCCCUCUUGGGUGUGAGCGGGGCCCCUGCACAACCACAACCACACACUAAAUAUCUACUGCUUCUGCUAGGUAUCAUACAUGUAUAUAUACCGUAAAACGGCAACACCAUCAAUAGACGCCUUUAGUUUCUCCUUCAGAUAUUCCCAAUCGUGGAUCGAUGCUCAUGAGGUCAAUCACUGGACUGUCUGGUCCAGACUCGAAUAUUUACAGAACGCCGUCAUAAAGCUGGAAUGUUGCUGAGUGCGGCGUUAAACAACAAACAAACAAACAAUGAAUGGAUAAGAAAAGGAAGGACUACCUAUAGGUGCAACAUUUGCUUUAAUGAUUUUAUUUCUUUUUAGAGUACACAAACAAUAAGUUUACAGAAUAUAGUUCACAUGCAAUCUUAAAUAUUUUUUUAAUUUGAAGUUUACACGAUAUACGGCUUUUCCAUUGGACGAGAGGUCGGUCACAUGACCGCGAAAUUGACGUCCAUAAGUGUAUGAACGGCACAAUUUGACGUUCAUACGUUUUUCACGAGACUGUGUACUUGAAAUGACGCAAACCCUGACGGACUUCUUACACAUUCAUGGGGAAACCCCCUGGGAAUUCCCUAGCACGAAAACAAACAUAAGCGUUCUUUCUGAUCUUUUAGAACCUUUAAUCUUGGUCUCAGCGUUUCAGUAUGCAUUGAGAAAACUCAGAGAGCUUGACUGCAUGAUUGU